GCAGAGCGGCUCUCAAGCGAGGAGACAAACGCAUUCAUUUCAUAUUACUCAGAGGGGCGAAGCUUUGUGACGCGCAAGGGGCCAGAAUUGUGAAACUGUACCCGGGAAAAGCUAUGUACCCCCCCAUCCUUGUUCCUGUAAAUUCCGAGAAGGAAGAACUAACGAAGAACUAACGAAGAACUAACAGAGUCAAUGACUUCAGUCUGUGUGGUUUCUUGGUUGAACAUCGGGUUCCUUAUGGCGCGCAACAGGUAGCCAGUAUCACUGUGAGAACGGAAUACAUUGCAUGAUGUUUAUUCAAGGUAACAAUCUAAUCUCCGAUCGCUUUGAUGAACUCGAUAUUUACAAGUAGGAUCAUCUGUGGAACGUUGAGAAUAGCCUAUUGAUAUAUGAUAUGUCCGCGCAAGGGUUGCUGAGCAGCGUUUUCUCAUGCUCCUCGCCAACAUCCAAAACAAUGUCCAAACGGAGACUGAGACAGACUAGAAGUUUGGAUUCAACUUUGAUAAGACACUAUGGGACCGAAACGGAUGGGACAUCGGGUCAAACAGAUCAAAAGUCGCUUUACCUAAGUGUAAAUCAUGGUCGUUACCUCCGAGCCUCAAGCGAAAGCCUCUCCAAACUGAAUGCGCCACUCAAUGCUGGGGCAAAACAAUGUCAGUCAGCAUCCUCAAGCCUGUCAAUAUAUUUGGAUACUUCUGGCCAAUUCGACUACGAUUCCAAGGCCACUAAAAGAAGCACGGCAUGGGAUUUACCUUUUCUUGUCAGGAGCCCCCAUACUCCAACCGGAAGCUCAAGCACUUUAUUUUCACCKAGAAAGUGGCUUCAAAAGAAGCCAUCUCCACCAUCCAUCCCUCAAUCAUACGCUGUAUGGAAAUCCGAGGGUGCCUUCACGUGGAACAGCAUGUCGGGGCGGAGCGUUCGUCUGAAGCCCGUGCCCCUCCAGAGCCUCUCAGAGCUGGAGAGAGUCCGCCUGCAAGAAGUGGCUUUCAGCAGGCUGCUCCAGGACUACAACCUGGGCUGCCAGAUCACCAUCCCCAAAGAUGGUCAAAAGCGUAAGAAGUCCCUCAGGAGGAAGUUGGAUUCACUGGCCAAAGAGAUGAGUAAAGACAAAGAGUCAACGCCCCAGGCCUUCGGCAUACUGCUGUCGCAGGUGAUCUCUAACGAUCGCGCCCACAAGCAGCGUCAGGAGCCCCAGCGCGAGGAGCACCGUGACCCCAGUGACCUGGUGUCCUCCCUGCUACACCUCACCUCACGGAAGAGCACCAAAGACAAGGAGCUGUCCAGCAGCAACUCGUCUCUCAGCUCCACCUCUGAGACGGCCACUGAGUCACCCUCACCCAGCACACCCGAAGCAGCACCACACACCCGCAGGAGGGGAGGAGUGUCUGUGGAUUGCAUCACUGACCUUGAUGACAAUCAGUCUCGCCUGCUGGAAGCCCUGCAGCUGUCCCUACCAGCCGAGACACCCAGCAACAGGAAGAAGCAGAGGGACAAGAAGCUAAGCCUCAACCCCAUCUAUAGACAGGUUCCCAGGGUGUUGGAGAUGUGCUGCCUGCAUCUGGAGAAAUAUGGUCUACAGACAGUUGGCAUCUUCCGUGUAGGGAGCUCAAAGAAGAGAGUGCGGCAGGUGAGAGCAGUGGUGACCUGGGAGUGGAGGUCCACGCUGGACGAGGCUAACAGUGUCCAUGAUGUAGCCGCACUGCUUAAGGAGUUCCAGGAUAGUGCUGAACCCCUGCUGACCAGAGGCUCUCUACACGCAUUCCUCAACACCAUGUUACUGGAUCAUCCAGACCAGGAGAGCACCAUCCAGCUACUGGUGUAUCUGCUGCCACCAUGCAACAGUGACACCCUGCAACGCCUCCUGGAGUUCCUGGCCACGGUGACCGCCCACGCAGAGGACAGUCAGGACAGGGAUGGACAUGAGAUCACAGGGAACAAGAUGACAUCACUCAACUUGGCCACCGUCUUUGGGCCCAACCUUCUACACAAACAGAAGAGCUCGGACAAGGAGUUUACUGUUCAGAGUUUUGCCCGCGCCGAGGAGAGUACAGCCAUCAUUGGCGUGGUACACAGCAUGAUCACCACGUAUGAGACCCUCUUCAUGGUGCCGCCUGACCUGCAGAAUGAGGUUCUGAUGAGUCUACUAGAGACGGAUCCUGACGUGGUGGAUUACCUCCUGAGGAGGAAGGAUUCUCAGCACUCUGGUCCAGGCCCGCUGAGGACUGAGGAUCCCUUCUCUUUGAGGGAGAGGCGCUGCUCCAGUGACUCCAACAAGGCCUCCAGUGGGGAGUUGUCCCCCUAUGACAACAACUCACCAGUGUUGUCGGAGGGGCUGCUCUCCCAGCCCCAGGAGGACAGAAACCUCCUCUCUGAUAGGCUCUUCAGGGUUCCGGAGCAGUACACACUGGUUGGCCACGUCAAAGGUCGUCCUAGCAUCACCUGUCACUCACCAUCCACAGGCAAAGACACACCUGAUGAACAUGUCUGGGGUGCCUGGCAUGCCUCUCUAAGGAAAGGGUUUAUGGAUCAUCACAUCACUGGUUCCCAUGGCGACGUUUCGGAACACGGCUCCUGCGGCUCAUCAGAGGGACUCGACCGUCACCAAGGUAACAACAGCAAACUGCCUGUCAGACGAACUUAUACCUCGUUAGGUGUGCCUGAGUGCAGACCACACCCCCCGGUGACUCGCUGCAGUAGUAGCCCUCUGACGGAGAGAGGGCAAAGACAGCAGGGUACAGACUCAUUAUUACAUCACCGACCACAGGGAAAACCAGGGGCCGGCAGCUCAGAGGACCUCGCACUAAGGGGCGGAGUGUCACAGCCUGCCAGUCCCUCCCUCAGAGGCAGGCCUGGCGGCAGGGUGGAUGGAAGGCCUCCCCCUCCCUACCCUGGACCUCUCAGAGGAACACACAGAGAAUGUUCUCACUCCAUACCUUCCCUCUCCCUCUCCACGCACCAGUGUGUGACCCCACAGAGCCCCCAACGGCCCCCCCAGGGCAGCUGCAGCCCCAGGAACUGGACUGUGGCCCAUAAGAACCCCUCCUCUAGUCCUCUGGAAGGAAAGGUGCCAGUCAGCCCAGAGUGGCAGAGAGAGAGCUGGCAGAUAUGGAAGCUCUUAUCAACAGACAACACAGACACACUACCAGAGACACUGGUGUGAUGCGUUGAGUGCACCCACUAACUUUAACCACUGUGUUACCAUGGGGAGAGGAGGGAUGGGGGGGUUCCUGUAUGGUUAAGUUGAUCUGUUACUUACUGAGAUGUGCCAAUUGUCUGUGAGUAAUGGUGUGUUUGUUUGUUAAUGUUGUUGUUUCACCCUCCCCAUGUGUUACCUACAAUUUUUUCAGAAGUUUGACUCCAACAUUUUGUCACUAAGACAUACCUUAAAAGAGACACAAAUUAACACCACUGAGAUGUGACUAUCUGAGUAUUUUUUGGGGCCGUUAGUAACAAAACACUUUAUUUUCAUACCAUGUCAUUUAUAUGUUUUAUAAUGUUAUUUUUUAUUCAACUCAGAAUAAUGGUGUAUGAAUGAAUCUGAAUGGAUCAGUACUAGUGGCUUACCUACAAUGUUCAUUUUUAUAUUCUAAUAUCAUCCUAUGAGAUAAAAUGCUGAUAUUAUAACCAAAAUCAAAUACAAUUAUCGUAUUGAAACAUGACAUCCAGAGGUGUCUUUGUGCUAUUUCUCAGUUGGUGGAGCUGUUGCCAAACAAAUGAAAAGCCAUUAUGUUUUUGUUACUGCCAUUACACUUAAAUGUGAUGUUUUGGUCACUAGCUUUUACAACUAAUGUUCAUGGCCUUCUGUAACUGAUUGUUAUAGUCAUCCGAACACAACUGUAACUGAUUCUAAUAUUCAUCCAUUCACAGCUGUAACUGAUUCUAAUAUUCAUCCAUUCACUCAUCCAAACACAAGUGUAACUGCCAUCCACCUGUGUGUUUAUUAUGAUGGGGAAAUGAAACUUGAACACACAGAGCAUUAUGAAUGUAAUUCCCCAAUAUUCAAGCUAGAACCAAAGUAUCUUAGUUUGUUUUCGAAUGCCACCGUUAUGAAAUGUACCAAGUUUUUUCUGCUCCCACAUCUUAAGGGGAAAUGAAGGUACUGUACUAAUAUAUACCUUACUUUCACUAAGAUUUUUGUUGUUUGAAUAUUUGCUGGCAAAUAUUCCCACUGGGCAAACACACUGGUUGAAUCAAAGUUGUCUCGACGUCAUUUAAAUUCAAUUACGUUAAACCAACGUGGAAUAGACGUUGAAUUGACGUCUGUGCCCAGUGAGUUGUUUGUUUGUCCCGGGCAAACAUUAGGCCUUAUGAUCUGUUCAGUAAAAAUGACAGUUAAUGUCUCUGAUAUGAGGUUGCCUUUAAGACUUUUUCAUUUUCACAUUGAUUUAACAUUACAUUACAUGCUAAUAGUAAUGCUUUUGUACCUUGUGCCUCAUCAGUAUUUUCAUUGCAAUUAAGCUGCUUUCAUUCUGUAUGUUGCCAGCUUGAACCCUUCAGCCUGAUUGUAUUACCGUAUGUGCAUUUUCCUUUGUCUUCCGUGAUGGAUGAAAUGGGAUAUUAGUAUUUUUAUCGUCUUGUUUUCAUCAUCUGUAAAACUAUGCAUAGAAACUGAAAGUGACGUGAAAAGUUGUGUGGCAAUAACCCCUUACUCUCUUUGAAAAAGCCUUUUAACUUCUACUUCAGAAUUUGUGUCAAUAUCCUCCAACUACUACAAUGUUUGAUUUCUUCUUGCUCUUAAUUAUUAUGUUCCCAUUCUGUGUAAAGGGAAGUCAGGAACAAUGUAAGUGGUUCAUUCUCUAAUGAACUGGAGCGGAAGGUGGCUGUUUUGGCUGCUCCUCGGACUCUAUAAAGAUUUAAUUCUGGCACAUUUCAACACGGUAAUGAAGUGCAAGAGCCAGAGCUGUCUGGCCUGUGAGAGAACUCUCUCACUCACCAGGAAGUGGAACAGAGGGUCCCAGACAUAGCCACAGGGAGUUCACCUAUCCUCUCCCGGACUGGACCACAGGCAAACUGGCUUCCUGAUUACUGCCUAAUCUUUUUAUGACCAACUUUAAAAGUCCAAUGCAGCUGUUUUUAUCUCAAUAUCUCAAUAUUUUUGGGGUAACAACCUUACUGUGAUUGUUUUCAA
Messenger RNA from Salvelinus sp. IW2-2015, 5128 nucleotides. Its product is annotated as rho GTPase-activating protein 6-like. Gene Ontology annotation, biological process: signal transduction. The record is from RefSeq and is a predicted model, not a curated record. Lineage: Eukaryota; Metazoa; Chordata; Actinopteri; Salmoniformes; Salmonidae.